Molecule: messenger RNA, 1014 nt
Organism: Syzygium oleosum
Lineage: Eukaryota; Viridiplantae; Streptophyta; Magnoliopsida; Myrtales; Myrtaceae
Exons: 1
Coding region: 1-1014 (337 amino acids)
Source: RefSeq, a predicted model, not a curated record
AUGGCAAAUAUUGAAAAGCCCAAAUUCCACAUCCUGGAAGUGAGUGGAAAUAAUUAUCUAUCCUGGUGCCUUGACAUGGAAAUGCACCUCCAAGGGCAAGAUCUCGCUAAUGCAAUUACAGAAGACGGAACCUCAAAUGCAAAAGAUAAAGCAAAUGCACUGAUUUUUAUUCGUCGUCAUUUGCAUGAGAGCCUGCAGACUCAAUAUUUAUCCGUUCGAGACCCUCAGACCUUGUGGAAGAGGUUGAAGGAUAGGUAUGAUCAUACCAAGACUGUUAUCCUCCCUCAAGCACAGUAUGACUGGCAAAAUCUCAGACUGCAAGAUUUUAAAUCGGUGUUUGACUAUAACUCCGCUUUAUUUGAUAUUGUUUCUCGGCUUGAGUUAUGCGGUAUCAAGCUCACUGAUGCGGAACUGUUAGAGAAAACUUUCUCCACCUUCCAUGCUUCGAAUAUUGUAUUGCAACAGCAAUACUGGCAGCGUCAAUUUGCCACAUACUUUGAAUUAAUUUUUGUGCUCCUCACUGCUGAGCAAACUAAUGAAUUGCUGCUCAAAAAUCAUGAUCUUAGACCUACUGGGUCAAAAGCAUUGCCUGAAGCACAUGCUAACUUUGAGAAAAAUACUAGCCAUUUUAAGGGCUAUAAGCGCAAGCAAGAACAUAAUCCUCGAAGGGGUGGCAAGAAAUUUAACCGCCCUAGGAAAUCAAACUUUGACCCGAAUCAUGACAAAGAAAAGAAGCAAAAGAAGGUGACUAAUGAAAGUGUUUGUUAUCGUUGUGGCAUGACUGGGCACUGGUCACGUACUUCCCGUACGCUAAAGCACUUUGUUGAUCUAUACCAGGCAUCUUUAAAAAAUAGGGGCAAGGGUGGUGAAUCUCACGCUAUUGAAAUCAAUCAUACUGCCAUAACCACCGUUGAGGCCAACAAUAUCUCUGUUGGUGGGACUCCUCUUGCUCCUGAAGUAGCAAAUGCAUCCCUGGAUGUCUCUGAUUUCUUUGAGGACCUCUCAUUACUUUGA